Sphaerulina musiva SO2202 is the source of this 514-nucleotide messenger RNA. RefSeq lists its product as uncharacterized. The record is from RefSeq and is a predicted model, not a curated record. The coding region runs from base 108 to 509 and encodes 133 amino acids. The transcript has a single exon. Lineage: Eukaryota; Fungi; Ascomycota; Dothideomycetes; Mycosphaerellales; Mycosphaerellaceae.
CGAGGCUGAUUUGAGAGAGAGAAUGUGUGUGUGUGCGUGCGUGUGUCAAAAGAAAGGACCUUCCCUUCUCCCACGGGCGAUCGAUAGAUCCUUGCCACGUCGCCGAGAUGCUGGAGCGAAGCUACGACUGGCGGACGCGCUACGUUUCGCCCUACCUCUUCGAUUCGUGGGCGGGCCGCAGUCCUUCGGCACUUGCUACGAACCCUCACGAGCGUUGGCACGUCAAAAAAAUCACUAUUCUGUCAUGUCAACACUGGGAAUUAGGAAGGCUCCCGCUCGCCGGCGAUGCUGGCCACUUCAAGAUGAGAAUGGAUAAUUUGGAUAUCACCGCCCGUCGUGACAUCCCCCCUGGUGUCCCCGUUAUCGACGAUAUAUGGACCAGGAGCACGAGGCACUGCUGCACUGGGCAGCUCCAGGGACCGACCGUACCGUACGUACCAGUAGUAGGUACUUCUGUAGGCUGUAGCCUGUGCUGCAGGCAGAAGCGGCCAGCACGCAGCACGCUGUGAAUGAU